Myxozyma melibiosi is the source of this 3227-nucleotide messenger RNA. RefSeq lists its product as uncharacterized. Gene Ontology annotation, biological process: regulation of DNA-templated transcription. The transcript is spliced from 4 exons. Gene Ontology annotation, cellular component: nucleus. Gene Ontology annotation, molecular function: DNA-binding transcription factor activity, RNA polymerase II-specific; transcription cis-regulatory region binding; zinc ion binding. Bases 371 to 3097 code for a protein of 908 amino acids. Lineage: Eukaryota; Fungi; Ascomycota; Lipomycetes; Lipomycetales; Lipomycetaceae. The record is from RefSeq and is a predicted model, not a curated record.
CGCCGAGAGUCCCGUCGAGCGCCGCUGCCGACAUCGCCCUCCGAUUACGGGCCUGGCAACGACUCCGGAUCUGAAUUGUUUACUCUGCGCUGCUUUAGGAAUACAUACGAGCUCUUUGUUUUGUUUGGCGCGUGGUAAUUGCUGAGGACUCAGGCUCGCGUGCAAGAGAAGGAGGGGAUACUACUCCCGGUUGGGCUUAUCUGUUUUCUCUUCUUCUGUCUUAUCGGUGUACGCUUCGAUAGCUUCACCACACACGCUUCAGCGACGCGACGGUGUUUGUCGACGUCUAGUCUAGAGCUCCUGCUAGAACCCGGACACUCGACUGCUCAUCCCCCCCGGCGCAUGAACUCCCUGAUCACCACGUCCACCAAUGUCUGAAAACAGACAAUACCCCCCACCACCAACCUCCUCCUCUCCCCACCACCAAUCCCGCUCUCUCCCUCCCCCUCCUCCUCCUCCGCCGCCCUCCGCCGGCGCCUCAACCCCCGGCUCCAAACGCGGCUUCAGCAGCGACGAAGGCGACAUGGCGUCCGCGUCGCCCGAGGACUCUGCCGCUGCUGCCGCGCGGUUACGAAAGAUUGCCUGUGUCGAGUGUCGUCAGCAAAAGGUUAAAUGCGACGCAUAUGAACGGUCGCCUGAUAUCUGCACGCGGUGCCAAAAACGCGGGCUACAAUGCUCGAUCCAGACAAGUUUCAAACGAACCUACAAAAGAGCACGUCUGGCGGCGGUGGAGAAAGAAGUCGAAGAACUUCGACGGUCGCUUGAGGCGCAGAAUUCAGAUAAAGAUAUGGUUUCGCGCACGUUGCUUGACCUCGCGCGGGGGAAGUCUGAGGCGGCUGCUGCUGCGGCGGCGGCGGCGGCGGCAGAGGCUGCUACUGCCGAAGGAACAGCAUCGUCGUCAACAGCGACAGCAGCUGUAGCGGCGGCGGCGUCUGCUGCGCCGGUGACAAUGGCAGGUGCACCGGACAGCACUGUGAAUGGGAUUAUCAUGCCUAAUCUACAAUCAGAACCCCUGAACCCCAACGGCUCGUCAUCAAGUAUCAGACGCCCGCCGUCACCGCCUGCUGCUGACCAGAUCUCAUCAAAUCAGCAACUUCACCAGCGACAAAUAAUCACCUCGCGCACACUCAACGGCUUCACAGUCACGCGCGAGCAAAUCCAAGGCCUCUUUCUCGAAUACGAAACCCAUUACCAUCCCUACCUCCCCGUCCUCGACCUCUCGCGCGGGCCGGACCACGUCUACCAAAAAUCCGAUCUGCUGUUCUGGGUCGUUCUCGAGACCGCCUCGCGGAUCUACUCCGACGUCGCGCUCUUCCCGAUCCUCUCUGCAAAAGUCAAAGAGCUCGUGUCCCGCCAGCUUAAUCUGCCCAUGCGCUCGGCCUACGACGUGCAGGCGAUCCUCAUCUUCACGCUCUGGCCUCCGCCCGCGGGCUCGCUCAACUCGGACCCGUGCUGGCACUCGUGCGGACUCGCGAUGUUCAACGCCGUCAAACUAGGCCUGCACAUCCCCGGCAAGACGCAGGACUUUGGCCGCGUGAAAGUCAGUCCGCAGUACUCGGAGACGCAGGCACAAGCAAAGACCUGGGUCGCCUGCAACAUUGUCUCGCAGCUGCUGUCGAUGGCGCUCGGGUACCCCACGUUCUCAAUGUACAACUGGUCGACCAACAGCGCGCUCCAGCCAGACUCGUUCAUGGUGCUCCCGCCCGAGCUGCGGACGCAGUUACGGCUCGCGAUGUUCAACGACCGCGCGGUGAAGUUACUUAGCCAGGACGUGCGGGAUCCGUGCGGGAACGUGGACUCGUUCACGCGAAGGACGGUGAUUCGCGUGCUGGCACAGGAAUUAGAUCAGAUGGAGGCCACGCUCGAUCUCGCGUCGAAUAUCAGUAAGCUACUCCUUCACGUCGCGCGCACUCAGCUGUACGCCUACGCGUUUCUAAACUACGAAGACGGUCCGGAGGACAACAACAACAACAACGUCAGCAGCGACGACGCAAACGCCGACGCGCGCGCAGAAAACGUCAAAGACCUGAUGAAAGCCUACGAGACCUCGAUCCGCACGAUCGCAUUCGUCGAAAAGACAAUGGACGAAAGCAUAACCGCCGACGGCAGUUUCUCAAAACUGCUCUACCUGCCGCUCUACCUCCAGCUCGACAUUGUGCUCGCCGCGUUUGUCAUUCUCAAGCUGCAGUUUUCGAAACUGGCCGAGUUGCUCGACACGAACUCGGGGAAACGGCAUUUCGCGAGCGCGAUUGCGAUUAUGCGCAAAUCGUCAGUCAAGGAGAAUGACUUUCCGAUCCGCGUGUCGACAAUCAUGUUCCAGCUCUGGAAACUGCAUUCCAAAGACCGCGCCGACGCGAUCCGCGACGGCGGGCGCCCGAAAUACGUGUCCCCCAAACUCAAGCUCGUCUCGCGAAUGGCGCCCUCCGUGCUCUUCGACUCCAUCUGGGUCUGGCGCGAGCGCUACGGCACGUUCCAAGUGCUCCCCGCGGGCCCGGGACAAGCGCCCCAGCACCCGUUCUCGACGCAUCUGCAGUACCAGCACCAGCGGCAGCAGCAGACUUCGCAGGCGUCGGUCGGGAGCGCGAAUAGCGGGGGGCAGUCGAAGAUCACGUCGCCGCGGUUGCGGGAGAAGUUGACGAGCGAUGGGCCGCAGUUGAAGAAUACGAGGGGGGUUAUUGCGUUGUUGGAUAAUACUAAUUUGACUCACGGGCCGACGUUUGAGCAGCAGAAUUCGCCGCUGCCGCCGCCUAUGUUGGCGACUGACUCGUCAGAGACCGUCACCUCUAGCGGAAUCUAUGCCGCUGCAACUCAGCAGCAGCAACAACAACAACAACAACAACAAAUCACAGGCUACCCACCCCCCUCCUCCACAGCAGGAACAAUCCUCCCACUCCCAUCAAUGGGCACAGACGAGCUCGUAAACUACCUCGACAACGAAGCCGUCGCGUUCGACCACCUCUACCUCGAUUGGCAGGAGAUGGGCGUGCUCUGGGACGACAUGUCCUCUAUCUUUAUCGAGUCCGGGAUCGGUGUCGGAGAGGCGGAGGCGAGGGCGCCGGAUGAGAUGCCGGCGGGGGAGCAUGUUAGUGUGGGGUGAUUCAUGUUGUUUUUGUGGUGGUUGUAGCAUUUGGUUAUGAUUUCUUACGUUCUUUGAAGUCUCACAGCUCGCGAGACCGUCAGAAUUGUUCUACAUUGGCAAGAGGUGCAUAAGUGAGAAGCUAUAGAUA